CAAAAACUUAUGUAGGUACAGCAUUUAGUCAAAAAUAUUUCUUAUAAACUGAUAAUUUAGCAAGUGAAAAGGAUAAAUUGCAUUUCACUCAAAGAUGUCUCGGCAAACUUCUAGGCUUGAUGCGAAAAAAGUCAAUUCAGAGUUACUAACACUUACAUACGGUGCACUAGUUUCACAAAUGUUGAAAGAAAUCGAUAAUACAGAUGAUGUAAAUAAACAGCUAGAGAGAAUUGGUUACAAUAUGGGCGUGCGGUUGAUUGAAGAUUUUUUAGCUCGGACAGGUUCAAACAGAUGCCUGGAGAUGAGGGAGACUGCAGAUAAAAUACAGCAAGCAUUUAGACUGUACCUGAACAUGCAGCCAACCGUCACAAGUUGGAGUAGCGCCGGAGACGAGUUUUCCCUUGUCUGGGACCAGUGUCCCCUGAGCGAAUGGGUGGAGAUGCCUAACAAUGGGCUGAAGUACUGCGGCCUGAUACCGGGAGCUAUACGGGGGGCAUUGCAAAUGGUCCAGCUUGAUGUACAGUGCUGGUUUAUUCAGGACCAACUAAAAGGCGAUGCGGUAACUGAGUUAAGAGUGAAGUAUAUAAAGAGAUUGGAAGACGCGGUACCAGCUGGUGAAGAUUAAGGGAUAUUUAUUUGUUUUAUAUAGGGUUAAUUCUCAUACAGAAUUAAUUAAGGCUAGUUCACACUGUAUAGAGUAGUGACUGAUGAUUAUUUUCUAAGACAAUUUGUAUAUUGAGCAAAACUAUAUGAUUGUUUGAGUAGUUUUUGUAAAGGUAAUUGUAUGUAAAUGGUAUGUAUUUAUUAGUUCAUAUUUGUUUUUGGAAUGUUAUCUGAAUAUUCAGAACAACAUGUCAUAAUUGAAAUUGAUAUUUUUGGUUUUAUGGCAUUCAAAUGCUUUAUA
Messenger RNA from Colias croceus (clouded yellow), 904 nucleotides. RefSeq names its product trafficking protein particle complex subunit 3 (gene Bet3). The record is from RefSeq and is a predicted model, not a curated record. Gene Ontology annotation, biological process: intra-Golgi vesicle-mediated transport; endoplasmic reticulum to Golgi vesicle-mediated transport. NCBI's taxonomy places the organism in Eukaryota, Metazoa, Arthropoda, Insecta, Lepidoptera, Pieridae. Gene Ontology annotation, cellular component: cis-Golgi network membrane; cytosol; TRAPP complex. The transcript has 4 exons. Bases 95 to 625 code for a protein of 176 amino acids.